AUGGCUUCCGAAGCAACCAACAUCGUCCUCCGCAAGAUCACAAUCUUCGCCUUCCCGCCAGCCUUCAUCAUCCUCCUCAUCCACGGCAUCAUCUCCAACUGCGCCUUCCCGGCCCUCGGCAUCCUGCCCCUCGCCGCCUCCGCGAUCCUCGGCCUCUUCAUCAUCCGCCGCGACCUCAUCGCCGCCCUCGGCUCCCCGAUCCAAGCCCUCACGCCGUCAAACAUCUUCUUUGCUGAUGUCACACUCGGCAUCUUCCACUUGGUCUUCCUCUUCAUCAGCUGGGCGCUCAUCAGGGAGCCGUGGGACAGGGGCCAGGUUGUUCUCGGCACAUAUGGAACCGUGCCUUUGAUGCUUGAUACUGUGAGCAAGACGAGCUACUUCACGACGGGCGUGUCGGAGUACACUCCUCUCAGUGACGGUGACACGGAGCCUGAGGUCCUCGAGAGGGAUCUUGAAGCGGGUCACUGA
Molecule: messenger RNA, 468 nt
Organism: Colletotrichum chrysophilum
Lineage: Eukaryota; Fungi; Ascomycota; Sordariomycetes; Glomerellales; Glomerellaceae
Exons: 2
Coding region: 1-468 (155 amino acids)
Source: RefSeq, a predicted model, not a curated record